Molecule: messenger RNA, 3643 nt
Organism: Seriola aureovittata
Lineage: Eukaryota; Metazoa; Chordata; Actinopteri; Carangiformes; Carangidae
Gene: msx2b
Product: muscle segment homeobox 2b
Exons: 2
Coding region: 492-1364 (290 amino acids)
Biological process (GO): embryonic morphogenesis; regulation of transcription by RNA polymerase II
Cellular component (GO): nucleus
Molecular function (GO): DNA-binding transcription factor activity, RNA polymerase II-specific; RNA polymerase II transcription regulatory region sequence-specific DNA binding
Source: RefSeq, a predicted model, not a curated record
UACCUGCAUUAGGGAGUGAAGACCUCCUCAAACCACCCCAGUGACCCUUGAGGACUUUUGCUGCAUUCAAGUACAAUGCGUAACCUUCUAAAUCACACAUUGAAAAAAAAACAAAAAAAACUGCAGAGUGGCUUGAUUAUAGAAUAAUAAUAACAAUAACAAUGAUCCUAAUAAUAAUACUACUACUAAUAAUAAUGAUACAUUUUGUAGGGUCUGAUGCCCUUCACUCCUCAAAACAAAACAAGCGUCUUCUCUUUCCGACCGUCCCUGAAGGCAACAUCUGCCCACUCAUAAACAUUUUGGGCGGCAGCGAUUGGUCAAAGUUGAGCCGUGUCAUUGUGAUGCGUCUACAUACUCCCACAUACUACUUGACAGCUCCAUAACAUUGCGCUCGCCGGAGCCACUCUCACCUGGCUGCCGCAACUUUUGUCCCGCAGCUGCGCACGGAGUUCACCCGUUUUUGUUUUUGUUUUUUUUAUUUUUCCUUUUUGAUGGCCACUGAGGAGAUGGCCGCCCAGGAGACCUCUAACGACCUGGGGUGCAAUUCGUCCGAGGAGGACAGUACCAACCGUGCGGCCUUGGCAGAGGGGACGGCGGAGGAAAAGACAUCUCCGGUGGCGCGACGGCAUCAUCCGUUCAGCGUGGAGGCGCUCAUGUCCGGGAGGAAGACGGACAGCCGCGGCGGAGAGUCCACCUGCUGCGAACCGGAGGGACGUUCGGUGGCGGUGUCCCCCACGGGUUUGAACUCUCUGUAUCUGUGUCGGGGGACGUGCAGUCCUCCCGGGGGAAGCCGAAAGAGCUUAACGGCGGCGCCUACGUCGCCGGUGAAGUCCGAGGCAUCGGAGUCCGAGGACUGCGCAUCCUGGGUCACCAACAGCGCGUUUCCCACACAGCCUCGUCAUUCCAGUCCUUCCUGUCAGUUGAGGAAGCACAAGACCAACCGAAAGCCCCGCACCCCCUUCACCACGUCUCAGCUGCUGGCCCUGGAGAGGAAGUUCAGGCAGAAGCAGUACCUGUCCAUCGCAGAGCGGGCCGAGUUCUCCUCCUCCUUGACCCUGACAGAGACCCAGGUGAAGAUCUGGUUCCAGAAUCGCCGGGCAAAAGCCAAGAGGCUCCAGGAGGCCGAGCUGGAGAAACUCAAGAUGGCCGCUGACGCCAAGACGGUGGCAGUGGCGGCCGCGGCUGCUGGAGCUUUACGCCCUGGCUUUACUUUACCGCUGUCGCUGGGCGCCAUGCAACUGUACGGACAGUCGUACUCCGCCUAUCACCACCACCACCACCACCACCACAGACCCAUACUGCCCAUUUCACCUUUAGGACUGUAUGCUGCUCCUCUGGGCUACAGCAUGUACCACUUAUCAUAGAAAUGGAAAUACCUUUGAUCUUUGGUGAAAUGUCUUUCAGUGCAUUUGCAAGGAUUCCCAAAAAACGGACACAGAGGACGUGCGACUGACAUUUUAAAAAUCAGUGUUUAUAAUAUAUCCACUGCACAAGGAGUGCUUGAAUCAACUUUCCGAGCACUUCAAGUCAAAUUAGAUUUUUUUUUUUUUUUUCCCCACAGCGAGGAUGAAAAAAACGGUGUUCUCUUGCCCCUUUGGACUGACUGUUUACAUGACUUAUCUAUAGGAGGAGGGGUGUUGCUGCCCAGCUGUUUAUACUCUUCACUUGUUUACUCCUGCAAUAAUUGAGCUGGGCGAGCACUUGCACUGGGCACAAUAAUACAGACUACAACUCCAUCUUUUCACCGAAGCCUUUUUUUUAAUUAUUUUUCCUUUCUUUUUAAUACAGUGCCUCGUGUUGAAUAGGGCCUUAAUAUCAAGACACUUUGUAGACCUCUGUGGGUGAAUGAGUGUUUCAGCAACUCAGGCCAAAUAAAACAUAUCACUGAAGCAUUCGUUUCAUUUCCCUUCUACUAAAGUGUCUGCCUUGGAAAAAAAAAAAAAAAGUCAAAUUCAGGUUUGCGGUGUCGACGACACAGCGAGGUUUAACCCUCGGUAUAAUCAUCCCAAUGAAAACUUUACACUGCGUCAAUUACAGCUUUGUUCAUGUUUUAUCUCUCUUAGCAAUAAAAACAUUUUCAACUCCCCCUCAUUUCCUUUAUAAAGUGUAGACAUAUUUAUUCUCUUUUUGAAAUACAGUGCUGGAAAUGAAUAGAUGAAUGCCUGAUGUUGUGUAUUUAUGAUGUAAUAUAGUACAAAAUGUCUGACCAAAAUUGUAUUUAUAUUGUUCUUCCUCCUGAACGUCCCUUUGAAAGGGCCGACAUUGUGCUAUGCAGUUUUUUCCACCAAUGUUUUAUCAUCCAAAUGAACAAAACAACUGAAGCCUUUCAGACUGUUUCCCUUAAAUAAAUGACAUUUAAUUUUAUGUAUAGAAAAAUAAAGUAGCAAUAUGUAAACGUGUGCAUCUAUACUCACUGAGGAUCUUUCAAGAAAGUCACAUUUUCAGUAGUUUACCAUCGAAACCGAGCAGCUGUUUUGCAUUUUUUUUUUCUUCUUGUGCAGAUACAGCGGCUCUUGGUGCAUGUUCGUGCUAACGCUCGUGUGUGUGUGUGUGUGUGUGUUUGUGUGGUUUUAAUGCUGCGUCUGUGUUUCCCAUCACACAGUGGUCAGUUCAAAGCAAUGUUUGACAAACCAUAAACGAUAUCCAUAAAUUAUCCGGCUUCACAGAUAGUUCCCGUUAUUACUGAGCUGUCGUUUUACCACACUGGUCAAACUUUCUUUUUUUUUUUUUCUUUUCAAAGCUGAGUUACACUUUUAUAAUGAUGCUUUGUUUAUAGAGAAAUACAUUCUGUUGUGUUCCGGGCAGUCAUUAUCUCUGUAUUUAUGACCAAAACCGAGUUUCACUAGCAGUAACAACAGUAGCGUGAGAACUAACAACAGCAUUUAUCUCUGUAAUAGGUGGGUGGGUUGACAAUUGGGGAUAAACAAUCUGAAACUAUUGACUGUUUUAAUCUUUAUGUUUCUAAAUCUCACUAGCAGUGACAUUUACGGUUUAUUUAACUGGUAAUAAUCCAUAAUAAUCUUUCACUUUGCUUGAGGGAGAGGUGUUAAUUUGCAUUUUUCAUAUAUUCAGUAUUCGCUUGCUCACUAACGAACAACUUAGCCUGUUAGAGGGGAACCUCACUCAUUUGUUCCCUCUCUAAUCCUCAUCAGAAUCAUGUUCUUCCUGCCUCAUUAAACUUAAUAUUAACGACCACUUUUGACUAAGGUUUGAAUUAGCAGGAAUUCCACCAGACCACUCCAGCUCGGUUUGUUAUAUAGCUGCAGGGUGAGUUUGGUGGCAUGUGGGGGCGCUUUAAAAGAAAAAAAAAAAGAAAGAGGUGCCUGUACUUUGUUGCAAUUAUGAGAGCUGCUUACAACUUCCGUGUGACUUUGAUGUGAUGAGGAAAUCAUUUAUUGGCAGCAGCAUAUUUAUGAGGUUCCCUCUUUAAUCAGAACAAGGCGGAGAGACCAGGGCAGGGCAGAGGGAGUAGCUUACAUUGGCGAGCAAUCAGCCUAAUGAAGUGCAGAUUGGUAGAAGUGGCUCGGUUGUGAAACAUCCAGUUUGUGCUACUUACUGGAGGGGUGUUGUAUUUCAGUGGUGAAUUCAAUAAAUCCUGAGCGUUCUUGUUUGGAGGGGUUGUCAUUAGCACUGGGGAUCUGUG